GGGCAUUGUUUUUAAAAUGACAAUAUUUCAUGCUUACGUUAACGUUCCAAAAGGGGCUAUGGAGCAUGUUCUAAACAUCUGAGAUUACAGCAAGAAAACAGGUGCAAGCACCAAACGAGCCUGUCCCAGGGGAGCUUUGGACAAUUGUUCUCAUUUAGGAAAUAUUUGCCCGGGGGCCACUGCUUCAGACAGCACGCUUAUAUUCGGAGAUUAUACCGUUUGUCUUUCUGUUCACCAUCUUGGUUAACUUUUAAAAUAUAUACCUAAAAAAAAAAUCAAAAUAUAAGGCAAACAUUUUAAACGUGAUAAAUUACUGUGUUUAAAGAUUAAGUGUAUUUAGUUCACAUAAGCUCUACGGUGUUUAAAAUAAAGUUUAACCUAUUCUUCAGGCAUCAGUCGUCUCUGAAGGAUCGACGCUGGUUGAUGUCAAGUUUUAUUACAAAAAGGUUGAAGGUCUGUGUUUGUAGACCUAAACUAAAUAGGUUUGGGAAGGAAAGAGAGUCACCUCUUUUUCCUCCCAGGUCUUUGUUUGUGUUGUAAUAUACAUAUUUUGGUAGGUUUUAUGUGGAUUUCUCAAAGCUGAUUGGGCGCUCAGGUUGCGGCGUGAACGCCCUGUGAUUAUGUCAGAUCGCGUGCAGAGCGAACCAGCCCAGCCUUUGAACUUCACCGCUUUUGGCUCUCAUUCACUAGCUUCUCCUCGCUUGUCAGCCAGGUGCUUCGCGGGACGAGAAUCCUCCGAGAAAAAGCGCACGAGCACACCGUGGAAACUUAGCUUCCCGCCCUGGAUUUUGCGGAGCGAGGGGCUGUUCUUGCCUGAGCCCCCAGUGUCAUUUUUAACAAACAUCUUUCAUCUACACGACCACACGGAAGAAUUACUGGAUUUUUUUCAUUGAUGUCGUUUUUAAACUUCUCCAACUUUUCAGAAGUGGCAUGAUCCGUGUCUGUCUACAUAAUAGGUGAAUACUAAUUUCUCUUGGUUAAAGAACUUCUUGUCGUUAUUUUGAAAGAGGAGUUUAAACGGCGCUGUGAAAAUGUCAAAGCCGGCAGAUCACAUCAAGAGACCCAUGAACGCCUUCAUGGUCUGGUCAAGAGGCCAGAGGAGGAAAAUGGCUCAAGAGAAUCCCAAGAUGCACAAUUCAGAAAUAAGUAAAAGACUCGGCGCCGAAUGGAAACUGCUUUCUGAAUCCGAGAAACGACCAUACAUCGACGAGGCCAAGAGGCUUAGGGCUCAACACAUGAAAGAGCACCCAGACUACAAAUAUAGACCCAGGCGGAAACCCAAAAACCUUCUUAAGAAGGACAGGUAUGUGUUUCCUCUGCCCUACCUGGGUGACACAGAUCACCUGAAAGGACUUCCGGUUACUGCCACGGACUCUCUCUUAGGUUCUACGGAAAAAGCUCGUGCAUUUCUGCCACCAACAUCUGCCCCUUACUCCUUCCUCGACCCGAGUCAGUUUAGCACCAGCGCCAUCCAGAAGAUGACAGAGAUGCCUCACACGUUGGCCACCAGCACUUUACCCUACGCAUCAUCUCUGGGAUACCAGAAUGGCGCAUUCGGGACCCUGGGUUGUCCCAGCCAGCACACCCACACCCAUCCGUCGCCUACAAACCCUGGGUAUGUGGUGCCCUGUAACUGCACCGCUUGGUCGGCAUCGAGUUUACAGCCGCCUGUUGCCUACAUACUGUUCCCAGGUAUGACCAAGAGUGGGAUUGACCCAUACUCAACAGCACAUGCCACUGCUAUGUGACUCCACCACUAUAACAUUCUACUCUUUGAAAACUUGAACACACCAAUGCAUGUACACAAGAAAAGAGGAAUGGUCAAGACAUUUAUACAUGAGUCCGUGUGGAAUUGAACUUUUCGCCAAGUACGAGAGGUUCCUUGGAUCUUGGAAUAAAUGUAAGGCAGGUGCCCAGUACUGUAAGAAAUGUAAAUGUUGAAACGUUUAUUAUUAUUAUGGCAAUAGGAUUUGGAUGCCAUUAAUUUUAUUUAUUAUGUACAAUUUGAUGCUAAAAUGAUAAUUGUGUUUUGACAGUUAAUAUAAUUGUUAUUAUCAUCAUAUUUUAAUGACUUUAAUUUGCACAAAUACCGGUUAAGAUUGAUGUUCUUUGUACAGCCUAUUGUAUUUAAUGCUGUUUUUUUAGCACUCUGAAAUUCAAAUUUUAUGACUAUUAGGGAUUUCAAAGUUGGAAAUUCAACGUUUAAUAGAUUAUACGGGUUAUUUUGAUUAAAAAGAUCUAACCGAUUUCUGCAAUUAGACAGUCUAUUCAAAAUAUAAAAUGAAAAAAUCUUACCUUUUAUUAUCCUUAAUUUUGACAAUUUAUGUGGUUCAGUGUUAGUCACUCGUUCUUUUGAUUUGAAUUGAACUAAAAGUUUGAAGCGAAGCUGUCCAUCUUGUAUUUUUUAUCUGCGAUGACAACUUAAAUCCUGUCAUGUUAAUGGAAAGGAAAAUUUAUCUAAAUCGGGUGAUACCUCGAUUCUUCGUUCAUUUACCGAGCAAAGACAUUUUAAAUAAAGACAUCUGUCUUAAAAAA
This is a messenger RNA of Misgurnus anguillicaudatus (oriental weatherfish), 2535 nucleotides long. Lineage: Eukaryota; Metazoa; Chordata; Actinopteri; Cypriniformes; Cobitidae. The record is from RefSeq and is a predicted model, not a curated record.